UUUGAUGUUGUUGUUGUUGUUGGGAAAAGCCACUCUUCCACAAUCCUGCAGCACCUUCCUCGUGCCUUCAAGAGCUAGCUACUCAACUCUAGUGCAAAAUCCAGUUUCGCCACCAGACAGAAAGCGUGGAAACAAAUUUGACGGAGCAACCUUGCGCGCCACUCUGCUUCGAGUCUAUUUAUCCGCCGAUCCUUGACCAGAUAAUAUGGGAACACCGGAAACAUGGACACCACCAGCGAGAGCGUGAACCAUGGAGGUGGCGGCGGCGGCGGCGGCGCGAACGUCUUCUUCCUGCCGUUUCCCGCGGCGCAGGGGCACACCAACCCGAUGCUCCAGUUCGGGCGCCGCCUGGCCUACCACGGCCUGCGCCCCACCCUCGUCCUCACCCGCUACGUGCUCUCCUGCACCGACCCACCGGGCGACCCGUUCCGUGUGGCCGCCAUCUCCGACGGCUUCGACGCCGGCGGCAUGGCGUCCUGCCCGGACCACGCGGAGUCCUUCUCCCGGAUGGAGGCCGCCGGGUCGGAGACGCUGCGGGAGCUCCUGCUUUCGGAGGCGCGCGCGGGGCGGCCCGUGCGCGUGCUGGUGUACGACCCGCACCUCGCCUGGGCGCUGCCCGUGGCGCGCGCCGCCGGCGUGGCCACCGCGGCGUUCUUCUCCCAGCCGUGCGCCGUGAAUGUUAUCUACGGGGAGCUGUGGGCGGGGCGCAUGGCGCUGCCGGCGACGGACGGGCGUGAGCUGGUGGCGAGGGGAGCGCUGAGCGUGGAGCUGGGGCCGGAGGACAUGCCGCCGUUCGUGGCCGUGCCGGAGUCCCAUCCUGUGUUCACCAGGACAUCAAUUCGGCAGUUCGAGGGGCUGGACGAAGCGGACGACGUGCUGGUCAACUCAUUUCACGACUUGGAGCCAAAGGAGGCAGAGUACAUGGAGUUAACAUGGAGAGCAAAGAUGAUAGGCCCAACAUUGCCAUCAUUUUACCUCGACGAUGAUCGCCUUCCAUCCAACAAGUCUUAUGGGUUCAACUUGUUCAAUUGCGAUGCACCGUGCAUGGAUUGGCUAGACAAGCAGGAGAUCUCGUCUGUUGUGCUUGUAUCAUAUGGGACUGUCUCCAACUAUGACGCAACUCAGCUAGAUGAGCUUGGAAACGGACUAUGCGAUUCCGGCAAACCUUUUAUAUGGGUUGUUAGAUCAAAUGAGGCACACAAGUUAUCUAAAGGCCUCAAGCUCAAAUGUGAGAAGACAGGAUUAAUUGUUUCUUGGUGCCCACAACUUGAGGUUCUUGCACAUAGGGCGAUCGGUUGUUUUGUUACCCAUUGUGGAUGGAACUCAACACUGGAAGCAGUUGCUAGCGGUGUUCCUCUUGUCGGCAUUCCACAUUGGGCAGACCAACCCACAAUCUCAAAGUAUGUGGAGAGCGUUUGGGGCAUGGGUGUGCAGGCACGAAAGAGUGAUAUUGGAUUCCUAAGGAGUGGGGAAAUCGAGAGAUGUAUUAGAGAGGUGAUGGACGGGGAAAGAAAUGAUAAGUACAAAAGGAAUGCUGCAAAAUUGAUGCAAAAGGCCAAGAAGGCUAUGCAGGAAGGAGGAAGUUCAGACAUGCAUAUUGUUGCAUUUGCGGCAAAGUAUUUGUCAAUUUAAAGCUAUGACAACACAAUCUUUACUUCAAAAGAACCAUGUAUGUAGUGAUCUCAGCCCUGCGGAUGCUACCAGAGGGCAACAUUUUGUGUAUGUUUUUAAAUAAAAAGCAAUGGAGGAAGCCUCCACAAAUGCUCCACAAACAAUGUUUUGUUAGGGGAGUCGAUGUACAAUCGAACCACUCGGUUUCCACUAAUGCUGGAAUUUUCGUAUAUUACUAGACUAUGAGAAAAGGUCUAGAUGUUAUAUUUCAUUUAAAUAAUGCCCAUAAAUUCA
Molecule: messenger RNA, 1905 nt
Organism: Lolium perenne
Lineage: Eukaryota; Viridiplantae; Streptophyta; Magnoliopsida; Poales; Poaceae
Product: UDP-glucosyltransferase UGT13248
Biological process (GO): detoxification
Molecular function (GO): quercetin 3-O-glucosyltransferase activity; quercetin 7-O-glucosyltransferase activity
Source: RefSeq, a predicted model, not a curated record